AUGGCGGUUGAAGCGGAUGGGUAUGCAACGAUUUUGUCAAAUAAUGAUCAUUACAUAAAUCAGACUGCAUCAACUUCUUCGAAUUUAACUGAUGAUGAAAAGUCUACAACUACUAUAAUUGUUAUACAUUGUCAUCCAUCGCAUAAUGUCGUUUCAUCUAUGGAAAAUUCAGAAGACCAAAGUUGGUUAGAUGCGGGUCCAUCAGCGACGAUCGAGGGCAGUUGUCCUGUUUUACCUUCGUCUUCAAGAAAGCAGACGAAUUCCUUGAUGUGCGAUGGUGAUUUGGUGAAAAUUUUCGAUGAUAUUUCAAGAAAUUUACGUUUUGAAGGAAAAAACAACAAAGCCAAUUUACUUGGUCGAAUUUUUGGUAUUGUAUUAAAUAUUAUGCGAAUUGCAUCGACAAAAGUUUUUUUAAGAGAAGACCCAGACAUAGGAGAAUUAAUAGUUGAACAAGUUCGAAAUUUGGUUGAUACUGAUCGAAGCAGUAUGGAAAGUUUGAUUUUAUGCGCUGAUAUCGUCAUUCCUCUUGUACAAUCAGUUUUUCAUGUUGGUUCAUCAGAAAGUCAUAUUUUGGCCAAUAUAUAUUUAAUGAGUAGUAAACUUGUUUAA
Molecule: messenger RNA, 609 nt
Organism: Dracunculus medinensis (Guinea worm)
Lineage: Eukaryota; Metazoa; Nematoda; Chromadorea; Rhabditida; Dracunculidae
Source: the annotation of a GenBank genome assembly